Messenger RNA from Fraxinus pennsylvanica, 1542 nucleotides. Lineage: Eukaryota; Viridiplantae; Streptophyta; Magnoliopsida; Lamiales; Oleaceae. The record is from the annotation of a GenBank genome assembly.
AUGGGCGGAGGAAGAGGAAGAGGAGGAGGAGCAUCAUGCCAGUUAAAGAAAGUUGCCAGGAGAAUUUUUGUACAGACAUGUGGCUCUUUUGGCGACAGACAACAAAUUGAUAACUCCACCAGCACCGCUGCUACAGGGUCUUGUGAUUCGCCUAAUAAUUCUUCUUCCGUAAAGCCGAAGAAGAAUUUUUCUUGCAAUAAAGUUUCUUCAGAAAUUGGGCAAGCUGAUUCAAGCACUUGCCCUUCUUCUAAUAAGAACUUGUGCGCAAUAUGUCUCGAUCCUCUAAAUUACAGCUCCGGCAGCAGUCCAGGCCAGGCAAUAUUUACAGCACAGUGUUCUCACUCAUUCCAUUUUGCAUGCAUCACGUCAAAUGUUAACCAUGGCAGUGUUACUUGCCCAAUUUGCCGUGCACAGUGGACUCAGCUGCCUCGCAACCUAAAUACCCGUUGUUCCCUCCAUUACAACAAGACCGAUCCUAUUCUAAGGAUCCUUGAUGAUUCAAUUGCUAAUUUUCGGGUUCACAGGCAAUCCUUUUUAAGAUCUGCUCGAUAUGAUGACGACGAUCCAAUCGAGCCUGACCACACGACUGAUCAGCCACGUCUCCAUCUCUUUCUAGUUCCAUCACAACAUCAUUUGUCAAGUUCAUCUCUAAUGGCAGAAUCACCACAUGCCUUACAACAUUUUCUCACAACUGGGGGAAAUACCUUUCAAUGCUCCUCAAAUAACAGAGCUUAUGUUUGUGUAAAGUUAGCACAUCAGCCCGCAACUGAUUUGGUCUUAGUUGCGAGCCCGAAUGGGCCACACCUGAGGCUCAUGAAGCAAUCCAUGGCGCUCGUGGUAUCUUCACUUCGCCCCAUGGAUAGGUUGGCCAUCGUUACCUACUCAUCUGCUGCAGCACGCAUUUUCCCCCUCAGGCUCAUGACUUCAUAUGGAAAGCGAACAGCCUUACAAGUCAUUGAUCGGUUAUUUUAUAUGGGACAAGCAGAUCCAAUGGAAGGGCUAAAGAAAGGCGUAAAGAUACUAGAAGAUCGUGUCCACAAGAACCCAGAGUCAUGUAUUCUGCAUUUGUCCGACAAUCCAUGCAGAUCCUAUCAUCGGUUUGACAUGGAAAUUCCGGUUAAAAUCCAUCGAUUUCAUGUAGGAUUUGGAUAUGGCACUUCAAAUGGGUUCAUCAUGCAUGAAUUCGAGGAAUUCCUUGCAAGAACUAUAGGAGGUGCAAUCAGAGACAUCCAGUUGAGGAUUGGGGAAGGCGCUAGGGUUGUCAGGAUCGGAGAACUCAGAGGUGGCGAGGAGAGGAGGAUUCCAUUAUAUUUGGGUGAGUCGGGACAUGUUCGAUUGAAGUUUAGCUAUAUAGACAGUGAAGAUGACGAACAUGUAAGGACGGGUGAAACUGUUGUUGGCAUAAUGGACAAAGGAGAUAGAAAUGAUAGGGCAGAUGCCAUUCCCAUAUGUGGAAGGACUAGCAGUGUUGAGAGCUGGGAUUACCAUGAUCCUUUCAUGGCUAGAAGAUGGGCUAAACAUCUGCAUGGCUAUAGGCUAUAA